AAACAACAAUACCAACAUGCCCGAGACAGACAUUAGUGAAUAUCGACGGCUUUUGGGCCUGUUGGAAAAGAGCCACAGGAGAGACCUCGCUACACAUCUCUAUUCUACCGCAUUAAUGCACAAUUUACACCCGGUGUUCCCAUACUGGCGGUAUACUCAAUGGCCUUUGAGUGUUGACCGAGUGCCUGAUCCUCGAACCCAAUUUGAAUAUACAGACGUGGCGAACAUCAGGGGCAUAAGGUUCGAACCGGAAGUGGUACAAAGUGCGGUGGAGGCGCGUUUUACGCGUUUUACCCCCAACAACUUGGCUACAGAGCCCGUGCUACCGAUAACACGAGGAUCUCGCAAACUACGCCAUGGCCAAACUGAUGCUCCACCUUCAAGAAAACGCCCAGUGCGAGAGGUGGAUUCAGACGACAGCUCUGAGUCCGAGUAUUUUUCUGCUGGUGCCGACGGUGGUAGUGAAGAAGAGCUGGAUGGUGAGGUUGAGGAAUUAGACUGGUUAGACGAUGAGAAAGGUGAUGAAAAUGGUGAUGAAAAUGGCGUGGAACCCAACAACAACGACUCGGACGAGGAUGAAACCAUCGGAACACUUCGCGUCUCCGACGCGUCUGACACUGACGCAGAAGAGGAGCUGGACUCCAUUAACCCGUUGAGGCGGAUCAAGUUUGUACAAAAGCGAAGCGACCACAAUGCCGAUUUGUACUUGGAAAUGAAGGCUUUACUUGAACGAGCAAUUUCCAAAAAGCUCAACCGCAUGAACCUAAGAAAGGGCCAGCAAAUGACUACUAAGAUGGAUACUCCGGCCACCGACCAAAUGGCCAAAUGUCUCGCAGGAAAAGUAGAUGAUCUCACUCGAGAGUUGGCAAAACUCAGCCAUAAAGACGACACAAACCCCCAUAGACAUGGGCUUUUCACGUGGCAGGAUAUACUCAUUUCAGAGCAGUUGAUAGCCAAACCAACCCUCCCCAGCACAGGGUCAAACGAGUUCUAUACCAAGUGUGAGGACAUGUUCCUCCACAUGAAGUACAACUAUAGGCUUGCUGGUGAAAGUGAAAAUGAAGAGGAAGAUGCUCCAACAAACUCAUCGGUAAACUUCAGUUACUAUGAUUACCUCCAGCGCUUGCAACACAAGAAAGUCACCAAGAAGUCAAACAUGACCCCUGAGUUCAUUCUUCAGCAGAAGCAAGCAGUAAAGGAAGUGGCUGCGAACAAACGAAAAAUCUUUAUGGAACUCCUAGCCCAAAAAGAGCGAGACAAUACCCUUUCUUGGAACAAGGGAUACAAUAGAGAUGGGGUAUACAAAAAGGGGAAACGGCACUUCAAGGCCCCCAAGAAUGACGAGGAGUUCCCAGAGUUUGCCUUGCAACACGGUGGAUUGCGCAUCGAUGAAUACGAAUAUUUGGUAGAUUUCUGAAUUAUUAGGUACAUUGGCAUAAACAAGCAUGAAUGAAUUAGUUUCUUUUUUCAAAGGUUUCGGUGAUCUCAGUGUUGAAAAUCACGUCCCAGAACUUGGAGGUGACGCCGAAGCCCAACUCGUAGUUCUUAUAGUGGUGCUCUAAGUGGUAGGUUUUCAACUCUUGAAAGUAAGCUGGUAACUUGGUGUGGUGCAAAAAAUAGUGGGUACAGUCGUACAUGAUAUAACCAAAGGUCCCUCCAGCAAAUCCCGAGCACGCCAUGUAGAAUGGAAGGAGAGAAAACACCAACCUGUAGAAGGGAUAGGCCAAAACAAUGAAUAAAACUGGUGGUAAUACCAAUCUGUAUUUAUCCAUUGGCAAAUAGUGGUGAACUCCGUGUAAAGAAAAGUGUAACGUGAGGGAAAUAGGGUGGUCAGGCAAGUACUUGUCCAAGUGGAACAAGAAUCUAUGUAAGCAGUACUCGACAAGGGUCCAAACCCCAAGACCGAACAACCAGAGACUCAAAGCAAUGAUUUUGUUCUGGUUGACAAACCCCACGUAAAAGAUGAACAAGUUGGGUGCCAACCAACACAACGGAACCAUCCACCAUGGAGUCAACGUGAACGGUUCCAAGAAGUUACCAAAGAACAUAGCAGAACCUUGCCCGUAGUGUCUAGGUCUGUGAACUUGUUCCAAGUAGAAAUCUUUAGAAAAGUUUCCAAACAACACCUGAGGGAAUAAAGGCUUGCUUAAAUCCAAAAAUUUGUGUUUCUUGAUAUCGGCUUCGUAGUCGGUCUGAAUAGAUAACUUAUCCAAUGCAGGUAAGUGAUCGUGGAACUCAUCCAACGCAUAGUUAUUGUUGUCUUGUAAUCUGACUUCUACCGGAGUGUGGUUUCUGUUAUUCAACAUUUCUUCUUCCUCAAUAGGUGUGGCCACGUAAGCAAUCAACAUCUCUUCGUCCAACAUAUCGUAGGCACUUUCAGAGUGUUCGUGGGAGAUGGUGUCGGCCAUAAUCUGGGUGAUAUCUUUUCCUAAAUAUGGGAUGAUGAUAUCACCACCAGCGGGAUGCUCAUUGAUAAAUCCGGUGAUGUCAUACACCUUUCGGUUGUAAAGGGUAACCCACGCAUCAGUGACAGUAUUAUGUUUAGCCACUUCCAGUGCCAGCAAUAAGGCCAAGUUUCUUGACAUAGUAACUCUAUAAAAAACCUUUUAAAAGAACAAGUGAAAAAAAAAGCGAAUGUUUAUA
Molecule: messenger RNA, 2643 nt
Organism: Yamadazyma tenuis ATCC 10573
Lineage: Eukaryota; Fungi; Ascomycota; Pichiomycetes; Serinales; Debaryomycetaceae
Source: RefSeq, a predicted model, not a curated record